Messenger RNA from Closterium sp. Naga37s-1, 3936 nucleotides. The record is from the annotation of a GenBank genome assembly. NCBI's taxonomy places the organism in Eukaryota, Viridiplantae, Streptophyta, Zygnematophyceae, Desmidiales, Closteriaceae.
AUGAGUCACGUGGAUGCUUAUAGAGGGCAAUCUUUUAGCGCGGAUGCUCUCGCCAAGGGCGAUUGCUGCAGACAGGCGCUGUGCGGGUCCUGCUGCGUGUCGAUACCGAAGGACUCACAUGGGCACGAAAAUGACAACCACUAUAAACCGAGCCGCGCUCGAUCCAGCAAGCAGGUGCUAGCGCUCGUCGGCUUCGGAGCCGUCGCGAUCCUCGUGCUGCUCGUGCGCGGCGGGUUGCCGGCUCGAUCACCUCUCCACCGCGGCAUAUUCCCUUUUCCGAAGCUCCCCGCGGGUGCUACGGCUUCCGUCUACCAAUCAACGACUGCCGCGUGGCUGGACCUGACCGCUCUGUUCUUCCUGUUCUUCGGCACCGCCGCUUUGACGCGAUUCGCCAUCAUCCACCUGAUUCGGCGGCAUCCGCAUUUGAGCCUUCCCCUCGCGGCGCUUCUUUCCGCCGAUCGGGGGGGCGGUGGUCGGGGUUCCGCGGAAAGGAGCGGGUGCGCAUGGGGGGGAUCCGCGUUCAUGCGCGACCUCUGCGGAAAAGCCGGCAAGAUGGGGCUGGGCGGAGGGUUUUGGCGCGCGGCGUGGUGGCAGGCGCAGAUUUCGCCUUCUCCGCGCGGGAGGCGCAGCUCCGCGCAUCUGGCGGAGCGAUCUUCCGCCGGCUCCGCGGAUUUUCUGCGCUAUUUGCGGCCGAGCGGCACCUGCAAAAGCCUAUCAGAGUCCGAAGAUGCUGUAGACGACGCGUUAUGUCUCACCGUGAGGCGGUACACUAACGGGGAUAGAUACGAAGGCGAGACGCGUGACGGAGUAGCGUCUGGAAGCGGCGUGUAUUAUUUCGACGAAGCUGCGGGGAAAUACGAAGGCGAGUGGGCGGACGGAAAAUACAGCGGGCUGGGUGUAGAAUCGUGGGAGAGCGGCAGCGUGUACCGAGGCGAGUACAAACGCGGAUACCGCGAGGGGCGGGGGCUGUACCAGUUCCACACUGGGGACGCGUAUGCGGGCGCGUGGGCGCGCGGGCAGAGCCACGGCGCGGGGUUGCAGAUGUGCGCGGAUGGGAGCACGUACGCGGGGCAGUUCUCGUACGGGCUGAAGCACGGCUUCGGGAUCUACACCUUCAGAAACGGCGACGUGUACGCGGGGGAGUAUUUCCGAGAUGCCAUGCACGGGUACGGCGUGUAUACCUUCAGCAACGGGCAGUGCUACGAGGGCGCAUGGCACGACGGGUGCAAGCAGGGGCUGGGCCGAUACUCCUUCCGCAGCGGGGACUCCCUCAUGGGCCACUGGCACCUGGGAGCGCUGCUCACACGCUGCUGUGACACCCCUCCUGCCGCUGUCUCUGCCACUUCUGCUGCUGCUGCCACCCCUGCCGCUGCCAGCUCGGCUCCAUCUGCGGCCUCUGCCUUUGACGCGGUGUCUGACUCAGUUUCAGACUGUGGCAGCUGGGGUGCGUCCUCCAGCCCAUCGUCGCCCUCAGCCUUUUCAGCAGCAUCGUCACCAUCAGCUGCAGCACCAUCAGCAGUGUCACCAUCAGCGCUCAUAGCGAGCCAGUCUCCAGUCAAUGGGCGCCCAUUAGUGGACCCUGCUAAAGUGCUAGCAGCCGUAGAGGCUGCAAGGAGGGCCAAGAAGAGGGCAGAAGCACUGUCGGCUUCGGAUGAGAGUUUAUCUGACGUGGUGGCUGCAGCCAAUCAGGCGGCUGCUAGUGCCAGGGAAGUAGCGGCUGAAGCAAGGGCCUUAGGGCCCCAACCUGAGACCAGGAAUGACCUGCAAAGCAGUUCCUGUCGUCAAAUUCAGAGUGUUCUGUUUCAAUCACUGGCCAUGAAGCUCGCUGACGGCAUGGCAGCGCUGGUCACGGGAGCUGGCUCGGGAAUUGGCCGAGCGGCUUCUCUGUAUCUGGCGGCUAAGGGCUUGAAGGUGACCGUUGUAGAUUUCUCAGAAGCAGGCGGAUUGGAAACGGUGCGGCUGAUUCGAGAGCAGACGGGGAGGCAAGAUGCUGCGAGAUUCGUCCAGUGUGACGUCAGCAAGCCUUCUGACCUGGCCCGUGCAUUCGCCUCGCACAUGCAAUGGUAUGGCCGUCUCGACGUCUGCCUGAACAACGCGGGCAUAGGCGAGAAGGAAUGGUUCCUCAAGGACACGUCAGCAGACGGCAAGGGAUCCUGGCGCCACGUGCUGGACGUCGAUCUGACGGCUGUUGUUGAUGGGACGCGCCUUGCUGUGCACGCAAUGCAGCUGUCUGGGAAAGGCAGCAAGGGUGGCACGAGAGGCGUGGUAGUGAACGUGGCAUCAGCAGCAGGGCUGUACCCCUCGCCCAACGGCCCCAUUUAUGCCGCAUCCAAAGCUGGAGUGGUCAUGUUCACACGUUCAUUGGCUCAUCUCGCUGCCAGUGGCAUUCGCAUCAAUGCUCUCUGCCCUGAGUUCAUUCAAACCCCGCUGGUGAACCAGAUCACAGGGCAGGCGGCCAAGCAUCUCCCCAAGGUGGUCGCUUCGCUAGGGGGUUUCAUUCCCAUGGAGACCAUAAUGGAUGGUCUGGCCGAGUUGAUAGAAGAUGAAAACAGAGCGGGCGAGUGCAUGUGGAUCACCAACCGGCUGGGCAAGCAGUGGUGGCCGACCGAGGAGGAGAAGAGGCGCUACCUGGUGGCGGGCACACCUGGGGGAGGUGAUAGUAAAGGGGGUGACAACAAAGGAAGUGCCAGCAAAAGUGAUGCAAGUGGGGGUGGAGGGGCAUUGGCGUUGGGUGCCAUGCCACGUGCGAGGAGAGGUGCUGGUUUGGGGACAGCUGGGGGUGAAGCUUCUGGGAAGCAGCGUGUGGGUGUGGCGAGUGGGCUGCCUUCGACUUUCCAGAAGCUUGUGGUGCAGCGCCUCUCCUCGGACUUCAGACAAGCGACCAGCAUUAUCGAGGCGCCACUGCCGCUGCCUGUGCCGGCAGGGAAGGUGCUGCUGCGAGUGCGAUACGCAGGGGUCAACGCCAGCGAUGUCAACUACUCAGCCGGUCGCUAUGCGGGCAGCCCAGCGGAAGCAUCCCAGCAGCUUCCGUUCGACGCAGGCUUCGAGGCAGUGGGGGAAAUAGUCGCACUACCAGGCAGCAGCACAGCAUCCAGCAGGGAGGGGAGGGGGGGCCUGGCAGGGGGGCUGGCAGUGGGGCAGGCAGCAGCAGCGUUGGCGUAUGGCGCAUUUGCAGAGUACAUGCUGGUGGAUUCCCGAUGGGUCAUUCCUGUGCCUGACUGUUCCCCGCAAAUGGUGGCGUUGCUGACCAGCGGCCUCACUGCCUCCAUCGCUCUAUCUGAGUCUGGGCGUAUGGGCAGUGGUGAGACGGUCCUGGUGACGGCAGCAGCUGGAGGGACGGGCCAGUUUGCAGUGCAGUUGGCAAAGCUGGCAGGGAACAGGGUGGUGGCGACAUGCGGCAGUGAGAGCAAGGCAGCCGUGCUGAGGGACCUUGGAGCGGAUGUGGUGGUUAACCACCGCACAGAAACGGAUAUGGCCAAGGCACUGAAGCAGGCCUGUGGGCCACAGGGAGCAGCAGUGGUGUUUGAGUCUGUGGGGGGCGAUAUGUUUGCUCCUGCACUGAAGGCGCUUGGCCGAUUUGGGAGGCUCAUUGUGAUUGGCAUGAUGUCACAGUACACGGCAGGGCAGGAGGGGCAGUGGGUGAGCAAGGCUUAUCCUGGUCUUUGUGAGCGCCUGCUCUCCAACUCCCAGACGCUGGUCGGGUUCUUCUUGCUGCACUACCCGCAACUGUGGCGCUCCCAUUUCACCAAGCUGGUCACCCUGUACCAAGCAGGCCUGCUCAAGGUGGGAUGGAGUGAUAGGCGUCUCAAAUCCUUCUUCCCCCGAUCAUCGCAGGUGGCCCUCGAUCCGACGCCGUUCAAGGGACUUCCUGCAGUGACGUCAGCAGUGGAGCACUUGCAAGCUGGGAGCAGCGUGGGCAAGGUGGGUGGGAAUUAG